AUGGACGAUACAGAGACCCCAAUGGGCAACAGUCCAAACCGCAGGACAGACGGCCCCUAUCGCAUGGACACCCCGGACAUUAAGAGGUCCUCGUUCGUCAAUUCCCCAGCAGGUGUCACUCCCCAGGGUGCCCAGACGAUUCCUCGCUGCCUGGGUGAAACGCUGUUUGCGCUAGCUAGCACAGCUACCUUCUCGCCAGCCUGCGCAGACUCCGGUCUGACCUGGCUUCUGAAGGUCAUCGCGGCCAGCGUCUACCAGCCCAUUCAGGAGCUGGGACUCAAUGAGACGGAGAUUAUCUGCCUGAAGGCUAUUAUCUUUUUUAGUCCCAGUGAGUCAGUCUGACAUUGGACUACGAUUAAAGCUGCGCUGUACAGUGGGUGUGCUAACUCGUGAAAUGUUGACUGAAAUUCUGAACUGUGUUUUCGUUUCGAAAAAAUUACUCAAGAAGGGUUUCAAAAAUAAUCAUCUUACAAUAUAAUUCCACGAUAAUUCAGUUACCUCGAAAUGUGUGCUUUCGAAUGAACUCCUUUCCGGCCUCAUGCGAAGACCACACUCUGUGAAAAAUGACUACUCAGGUAGUAUGAAUUGCUCCCAUUUAUUUCAGAUGCCCUUAAAACUUCAAUGAUACUUCAUGGAAAGUAGGCAUACAAAUAUUCAUUUUUUACUCAUUCCGCAGAAAAUUACGUCUUCUUCCAAUUUUAUACCCACAGGAAGGGUUUAACUUGUUUUUCAAAAGUUUUUCAAAUUCUCGAACAAUUUUGAGCCCGACCUGCCGUUACACUUGUAUUCAGGGCUUCCAAUCUACAAGCCGUAUAUUUUCCGCAUACGAAAAACCAUACAUUUCUCUACAGUAUUAAGAGGAGACCAUAUGGGGUUCAUAAAAUUUAGCAGCGGAUUUGAGUCAUAUUGUUAACUUUAAAAGCAACAUUAGUAAAUGCAGAGACAUGAUAUUUUAUGAACGGACAUUUCACGAUCUUAAAAAGUCUCAAAAUCAGAAACUUUUUUAAAGCCGAACUAUACCCUUCAUAGGAGUAUCAAGUUGUAAGAAGACGUAAUUUUCUACCGAAUGAGUAAAAAUGAAUUUCAUGUGCAUGCUUAUCAUGAAAUAUAAUUGGAUUUUUAGGGAAAUCGAAAAUCAAUGGGAAAAAAUCCUGCCACAUAGGUAGUCAUUUUUUACAGAUUGUGGUUUUUGUAUGCGACCGAAAAAUGUUUAUUCGAAAGCCCGCACCUCGAGGUAACAGAAUUAUUGUAGAAUUAGGUUGCAGGAUGAUUGUUUUUGAAACCCUACUUAAGAAAUCUUUUUCAAACGAAAACGCAUUUCAGAAUUUCGGUUAACAUUUCGUGAGCUAGCACACCUACUGUAGGACCCGUGCAAAAUUUGUUCUUUAGAGUGCCAACGUCAGAGGGGACGAAUUUAGGAACUCACUCACAGAAGAUGGCCAAAUCCGACGGAGAUUAAUUUUACAGGUGGCGCUUGCAUGAACAAAGGGGACCGGAUCACCGUUUCUGGCUUAUGGGUCUCCACCACCCAGUCAUACCCCCCCCCCACACAGGCCGGAAGAUCUGAGAUUUUAAUUCUGCGCUGGUUGCUCCUCCAGCAGGUGACUAAAACGCUUGGCUACUUCGGUUGCAGGCUCACUUCCCGUUGGCUGCGAUUGGUGGACAUUCAAGGUCGCAUGAAAAUGACGCUUGCCCGGCUGACAUGACUUCAGAACAUAGUACGGUUGGCUCCGAUUAGUCCUGGAGUCCCAUUCUAGAAACCUUGCGAGCGGUCACGUGAAGCCCAGCGCAGGACGAUUCAGUUGCGAUCGCAUUAGACGCAGCCUGAAGACGUAGCCGAGGUUGGCGUGCCAAUAAGCGUGCACGUCAGCGCGCCAAAAAAGUAGAAGUCUGAUCCCAUUGGCCCAACAGCACUCAAACUUCUGCGAUUGACCAACUUAUUCCGGGGAAUAAGUAAAUACCCACGAUCUAAGCGGUCAUUGAGGGCUUCAUCAAGAAAAAGAUUCUAGCGCCUUCGGUGUCCUCCCUUGGUUGCACGCGAGGCUUGAACGGGGACAUCUCAAAACCCUAUUUUCACAAGCGUCCAAAGCACUUAGUCCACGUAUCCUAAUGAUGGAUGCCGAAAUGACAGUCGGUGAGUACCAGACAGGGUACUGAUUCCCUGUUUUGACUGCUACUGGGUUUGGGGUCGCGCGUGUGAAAUUUUAUAGACUAAGUAGUAAGAGUACUCCAAGCGUCAUACUCCCAAGGUUAGGUGUCCGGAGAAGACUGCAGGCGCCGGAAGGGGGAAUUUAUUGUGAACAGUGCCCCGAGUCGCUGUAUCGGGUAACAAUGACCACUGGCGGGCGAGGGUAUGUGAAAUGUAUAUGUUACUGACAACAUUUUAGUAACGUGUUUGUUUGAACUUUAAUAUUGUAUGUACAGUUUUCAGUAGUCUCCAAAGGCAGUACCCAAUACCCUAGAUACACUAUAUAGAUAUACUAUACUAACUUAUUGCGUUCACUUAGCGAGCGUACUUUGAGCAGCACAACCAGUAAAUUAAGUCGUAAUCGUUAGGACAAGCUAAAGGUUACCAGAUUGUUGUAAACGGAGCUCUAAGCUGCCCUCUUAGCAGCCGCUGCCGAGGCCAGAGCGUGUGCUGACGGUCAGGUCGGAGCGAAGGUGAGACAGUGGUGUCAGCUGCUUCUACAGGCUUUUGGGGAAACUAAUGCAACUGCGUGGUGCCCGAAUGGCCAACAUUUAAUUAUUUGAGGGGUGGACGGCUGUCACUGUCUGGGCGUAGGUGUGUCCUAACUGAAGUCAGUUCAGUGGCUGCAGGUCACUGCGCGGGAUGACAGUUCGACCAUCGGUUUCGAUGAUGUCCACCGUGCGCCCCACAGUUGCAGCAGCAGUGGGAGCAGGGACGAUGACUUACGCAGGGGUUUAUAGUGCCGGUAGACUUGCGUAGCAUCUACCUACACUCUCUCCUCCUCCCUCGCCCGAACCCGGUGUCAAGACAGAUCCAAGAAGACCGGAGACGAGAGAGGCCGCAAGUGGAUGGCUCGGACGGAUCCUCACCUUGGCGGUCCACAACACCCCCUGGUCCACACAACAAACAACCAGGAUUUCAACCAACACAAGAGAGAUUUGGAGGCUGGCACGGCCGAAGCCGCACCUGGACGUGCCGCCAACGCCUGGCUCGGGUCCCACACUGUGAUGGGAGUGCCAUAA
This is a messenger RNA of Spirometra erinaceieuropaei, 3210 nucleotides long. The record is from the annotation of a GenBank genome assembly. NCBI's taxonomy places the organism in Eukaryota, Metazoa, Platyhelminthes, Cestoda, Diphyllobothriidea, Diphyllobothriidae.